Messenger RNA from Pediculus humanus corporis (human body louse), 867 nucleotides. RefSeq lists its product as uncharacterized. NCBI's taxonomy places the organism in Eukaryota, Metazoa, Arthropoda, Insecta, Psocodea, Pediculidae. Bases 1 to 867 code for a protein of 288 amino acids. Gene Ontology annotation, cellular component: nucleus; spliceosomal complex. Gene Ontology annotation, molecular function: nucleic acid binding; zinc ion binding. Gene Ontology annotation, biological process: mitotic DNA damage checkpoint signaling; nuclear DNA replication; mitotic DNA replication checkpoint signaling. The record is from RefSeq and is a predicted model, not a curated record. The transcript is spliced from 4 exons.
AUGGCAUCUUCAAAAAAGAAAAUAACUCAAGUCGAACUGAGACUUUUUUACAUAACACUUUACAUUUUCUUAACUUGUCAUACGUAUGAUAAAGAUGGUACGUUGCAUUGUAUAGUUUGUGAGACAGUUGUGAGAAGUGAAAAUGUAUGGAGCGUUCACCUAAACUCAAAAAAUCAUAAACAAAACAUAUUAUCUAAAGUUAAGAAAAAGGAACCUCCCAAAGACAAUUUUAAGGAGCCCAAACCAAUCGCAUUAAAACGACCAACUCCUCCAACUCCUUUGACACCAACACCCCCGAAAAAACUUAAAAGUAUUUUAAAAAAUCCCACACCAGUUAGUUUCAAUAUAAAAAAUAAUGAAAAUUCAAUUCAAUUAUCAAAAACUGUUAGUGAACCAAGUGUCAUUGAGGAAAGUACAACAGAGGGUGGUAGUGAAAGUAUAAAUCCGGAAACAAAUCUCGAAGAAGAUGACACCAAUUAUGAUGUUUUACCUGAAGGAUUUUUUGACGAUCCAAAGUUAGAUGCUAAAGUUAGAAAUGUAGAAUAUAGAGAUCCAAUUGAAGAAGAAUGGGAGCUUUUUCAAAAAGAAAUUAAAGAAGAAACGAGUAAAGCACAGCAAAUAAUUGCAGAGGAUCAAGAAGAAGCAACAACAGAAAGGCAAAUUGAUGAAAUCGAUGAACAAAUUAGAAAUUGGACUAGAGUACUCGAUUUAGAAAAGAAAAAAGAAAAAGUUAACAUGUCAGUUACAGAAUCGAGAGCAGACAAUGAUGAUGAUAUAUCUGGAGAUGAAGAGUUUGAAGAAUUUUUAGACUGGAGAUCUAAAAAAUCAUUUGAUUACAAAUUAAAUAAUACAGUUCUACCAACUUAG